GUUGAAAUAUGACGUAAAAACAGGAACUCUGCAUUUUUGCACUUGUACACGUCUAAUAUCGAAGUUUUAUUUCGAUUAACAUAUGAAUUCAACGUAUGUCAGAUGCCAAAUAGAACUCGAUAAAAAAUGUUAUGCUGAUAAUAAUGUCCGGCUUUCAGAAGACCUUCCUGUAGCUUUGUUCGACAGUUUAUUCCCUUAGUUUCAAGCUAAACAGCUAACGAAGCUAUUUAUUUAGCAUUGCCAUGCCAUGGAUGCACUGAGUAUAGUGCAUGAUGAGGUCGCACUAGAAGGACUUGACGGGAUAACUAUUCCCUCUUUGUGGAUCCGUCUUGGUUCCAGAACGCCAAGUUUUCCCCUGAAACUCGACUCGUGCACAAAGGAGUUCAUUUGGAGGUCCUUGAUCAACAAUGUCGACCUGGACUUCUAUGAACUUCCAAAGGAGAGAGUGGAUGUUGAGCUGCUUGACCGGUUUGCAGACAUAAACCCUGAUACAGGCAUUCAGACGACCACAAGUUUUUCCAAUGCAAAAAACGACGUCUACCCAGUCACUGUGGUAUUAGACGACAAGGAUGGAAUACAAGGCUCCUGCCUCUUCUAUAAGCAGAGGAAAAACGUGACAAAAAAUGUCCGAACAGAAGAACUCAAACAGUUGGUUUGCUUAGAGGAGGCUGUCAAGAGAUAUGGCCGAAAGCUUGUCGUGGUGGCGUCCCAGAAGAUGAGGUUCCGCGUCCUUAUUGGUGAAGACAGCGACCCUGACUUGAGAAUAACCGACCAAUCGUACUGCAUAUUGGAGCGGCUGGGUCGGGCCCGCUGGCAGGGAGAGCUGCAGAGGGACCUGCACUCCUCCUUCAGGACAGAGCCUGGGAAGUUGCACUACCUAAGAAGGUGUCUGGAUCGACAUGGCCUCAUCACCAUGCAGUCCCACGUCAUACGCCUGCCCACCGGUCAACAGCAGCACUCCAUACUCCUGCUGAUGAAACGCUACCACGUCCUCAGGAGGAGUAAGUAUGACAUCCUGAUGGAACACCUGUCCAACACUCUGCAGGAUGCUCCUGGCCAGAUCGCCUCUAUCAUCACCCUCCGAGAACUUCUUAACGUGCACGAGAGGACAUUCAAGCAUGUGUACAACUACAUGCUGUCUUACAAGCUGGUCCAGCUCAUCACCCUGCCCCUGGAAGACCUGAACCCCAGUGCCGGGCCCUGCAACACCAAGAAAGGAACGAAAAUAACGGUGCGCUGUCUCAAACUUCUAAAGCCCUACCAGAAGAAGGAGUUAAUGGUCGAGGAAGAUGACGACGAAAAUGAAGAUGGAGUGGGAGUGAGCAGAAAAGGUCUUCCUCAACAGGAUAUUAUCAUGGAGAGAGAUCUGGUUUUACAGGCCUAUCACAUCGUUGUGUCGUCUGGCACCAAAGGCAUCUCGCAGAGUAGUUUGCAGGUGGUGAUGAACGUUGGUAAGCUGGAGGCUCGGAUGUUAUGCCGGAGGUUGGAGAGGGACGGCAUGAUUAAGGGCUUCAUGGUGGACGUCGGUCGACAGAGGACCACAAAGUUUAUUGGCCACAUGUCCGUCAGUGCCAGUGACCACAUGCAGCAGUUUGUAAAGGAGAGGGAACGCAACCAGCUGCUGUGUAACUCUGAGCCCUUGCCCGAGGAGAACGCCGGGACACCCUCCUCCGCCCCCAAAGCGCUUCCCACCUGCAAAGCCUCCUCCACCCCCAGGCCCAAAACCACCAAGGGAACCCCUAAAGCCAAGGCCAAGGACACCCAGAGAGGGGACCCUGAUUUUGUCGCCAAAGGCAAGAAGCGGAGUGUGGGAGGGAGGGGCAAGAAGACGCUGGUCCCAGAGCAGCAGGCCCUGGCAGCUCUGAUUACACCCAUCAAACGUGAAACUCCAGAGACUUCCGUGUCCGAGCCCUCUGUGGUGGAAACUCCCUGUGCCGCAGAGAGUUCCCAGGAGGAGGAGGAGGAGGGGGACCCUGUCUUGAGCCCCAUCGUAGUCCUGGAUGAGAGGGAGGCUCUGGACUCAGCCAGCGAUGACGCCCAGAAGAGCAUCAAGGUGGUUGAGGACAUGCCCAAGCGGAAGAAGCAAGGGAUCCGACUGGAGCGAAGUCAUGAGACCUAUCGUCUGCUGAAGAGGAAGAACAUGAUCGUGGAGGUGGUGCGCAGUGUCAAGAUUGUCGAGGGACUCUAUGCGCUCCAGAAGAUGAUCAACGACAACGAGAAGCUGGACGGCUCCAGCACCAAGUGCUGCAAGAAGUCCAUCCUCCGUCUCAUACGCCUGCUCUCCAAGGAGGGCCUGGUGAAGAUGUUCAGAACCACAGUCAUCCAGGAUGGAGUCAGUAAGAAGGUGGAAUUUGUAGUUCAUCCGUCGGUACAACCCAACGACAACAUGGUGAAGAGCGCUAUAGAGCAGGUCCGGUUCAGGAUUUCCGGCUCCUACGCUGUUGCACGUGUGCAGCAGGAGCAGGCCAAACAGGGGAUGGAGUUGAGCAACACCAGUCCCCACACCCCUAAAUCAAAGAAGAACAAGGAGGAUAAAAAGACAAGCCCAGAAGCACAGGAUGCAUUUAUGCCAACAACAGUCCGAGGACUGAGCAGGACGUUGGGUUUCCAGCCUAAGAUGCACCGGCUGCGUCUUGUCCACACCUUCCUCUGGUACGUGGUGUACGGACCGUACCAGAAGGGAUCCACAGGGACAGAUUCCCCUAAGCCAUCACAACCGGCAGACGACAAUACGACCUCCUCCUCCUCCUCCUCCUCCUCCUCCUCCUCUUCCUCCUCCCACUCCUCCUCCACUAAGGUCAUUUCAGCGCCCGCACCGGAGAACGGACAAAACUGUGAAAGUUUGAAUCCUUCCGACUGCGAAAACACAAACGGUGCCGAAAACGCAGCGACAGCAGUAGCGCCAACGCCGCAAAAGUCUGGAGGGACGGCGCUCCCGGGAGAUGAGGAAUCGGUGCAGAUGCUGAAACAAAGAUCUUUGGAAAGCAAUGCGAAGGUCUUUGCGGACGAGCUGUCUUGGAAGAGGUACCUGCCCCCGCUCCGCGUCCACAAGGAGUUUGGCUACGGCUGGGCCCUGGUGAGCGACGUGGUGCUAUGCCUGCCUCUCUCCAUCUUCGUCCAGGUCACACAGAUAAACUUCAAGAUCGAGGGACUGGAUGAGUACCUAAACGACCCUGUGAAGCAGCACUACCUCGUCAGAGUCCUCCCCGCGCAGAUCAAGAGGCAGCUGCUCUACAAACGGAAGUAUAUUUUCGCAUUCUACGAGAAUUUGCAGAAGUUGGUCUACAUGGGCCUGUUGCAGUUUGGUCCGAUGGAGAAGUUCCAGGAUAAGGACCAGGUGUUCAUCUUCAUCAGGCAGCACGCCACCAUCGUGGACACGACCAGCGCCGAGCCCCACUACUGGCAGGUGACCGAGAACCCAGACAAGCCCUUCGAGAGGCGCCAGUACCAUUUCAGCACCGCCGCUGACGUGGAGAACUACUGGUUCGACCUUCUCUGCGUCUGCCUCAACACACCCCUGGGGCUGGUGAGGGGUAAGCGGGGAGGGGAGAAGGAGAUCACUAUGCCCUCUUUGGUGCUCCCGGAUCGCUCCCGGUUCCUCAAACUGGCCUAUCUCCUCAAGGGCAGGCGUGAUGAGAUGGAUGACGGGUCGACCCCAGGGGACGGUAAAGGCGCGGGCGGCCUGGACUCUGAAUUCUUUGCUCAUCUGAAGCGCAACUGGCUGUGGACGAACUACCUCCUAGCCUGUAAAAAGAAUUUGUGCGACGGAGAGUUGAUCAACAGCAAGAUGAGGCUGAAAAGCCUGCUGAGUAAGAACGCUCUCAGGCUGGCCCUCAAAGCCGGAGAAUCCACAGCCCCUCGCGGCAUGACCACCAAGCGUGCCAAGGUGAUGGAGUUCGCAGAGGUGGGGGUGGAACCAGCCGGCAGGAAUCAGCAGGUGAUUGGCGGGAAGAGACAGAAGAGGAAGAGGACCAGGAAGGAGGUGGUCAAGGUGCCUCGCAAGAAGAGAAAAGAGGCCAAGACGCGGGUGCCGGCCCACGACGAGGCGGACCACCGGGCCCUGAAGAUGAUGACCCGGCAGCGGGUCUUCUGGUCCCUGCAGGAGGACUCCAUGCUGAUGCUGUGCGGCGUGGCGGCCAAGCUGCUCAACGACAAGCUGACGCGUCCCUUCGUCCCGUACUGCGUGGUGCGGGACAUGCUGCAAGCCGAGCUGGAGAACUCCAUGGACAAGACCUCCCUGGCGGUGGGCCGCCGCACCAGAUACAUCCUCAAGAACCCCCAGACCCUGCUCAACCACAGGAUCUGCCUGGCUGAGGUCUACCAGGACAAGGCUCUGAUGGACGAGUUGGAGCUGAAGAAGCCAGCCGAUCCAAACAAGCUAGAGGAUUGUGCACAAGCGUUCAGUGAGUACACGCGGCUACUGAGGCACAAGUUCAGCUCCUCCACCGUUUCCUGUGAUGUCACUCUCCCCGAAACCAAGUCACUGCUCUUCUCCCGGUACAAGGUCUUCACGAUAGACCAUGAACAACAGAGGACCUUCAAAGAUGAUCUUACCUGUACGGAGGACAUCCACGCCAUAGUAUUGCACAACCUCAUCCAGAGCACCCUGGUCAUGUCCAACUCCCAGAUGAAGUCCUCGCGCUCCUUUCAGACCUUCCACAUGUACAGCCUGUUCAACCAGGAGGUGCUGUGCCAGGUGUUCAUCCAGUGCAGGAAGCGGGGGCUGGUGAACCGCCGGCGCGUCCACAAGGCCUACGGGCCCAAGAAGAACCGCGCCCUGCCCAUCCUGCCCAUGUCCUACCAGCUCUCCCAGACCUACUACAAGUGCUUCACCUGGCGCUUCCCCACCUCACUCUGCACCGACGCCUUCCGCUUCCUACGAGCGCUGCGCGACAACGGCACGGGUGACGCCCACAAGAUCACCAGCUUCUACAAUGAGGCCGAGAGCCGCAUGGACGUCCCUCCGGCUCCCAGCGGCGCCGUGACCACGGAGGGGAGUCCGAUGGAGAGCGCCGGGACGAAGGACAAAGGAGAGGGGGGCAGUGGCGGCCUCAAGGGAACCGACGGGGACACUGGGGACCUCAAGGGAACCGCCGGGGACAGUGGGGACCUCAAGGGAACCGACGGGGACAGUGGGGACCUCAAGGGAACCGACGGGGACAGUGGGGACCUCAAGGGAACCGACGGGGACAGUGGGGACCUCAAGGGAACCGAUGGGGACACUGGGGACCUCAAGGGAACCGACGGGGACACUGGGGACCUCAAGGGAACCGACGGGGCCAGUGGGGACCUCAAGGGAACCGACGGGGCCAGUGGGGACCUCAAGGGAACCGACGGGGCCAGUGGGGACCUCAAGGGAACCGAUGGGGACCAAAAGGGAACCGACGGGGACACUGGGGACCUCAAGGGAACCGACGGGGACAGUGGGGACCUCAAGGGAACCGACGGGGACCUCAAAGGAACCGAUGGGGACCUCAAAGGAACCGAUGGGGACACUGGGGACCUCAAGGGAACCGAUGGGGACCUCAAGGGAACCGAUGGGGACCUCAAGGGAACCGAUGGGGACCUCAAGGGAACCGAUGGGGACACUGGGGACCUUAAGAGAACCGGAGGGGACACUGGGGACCUCAAGGGAACCGACGGGGACCUCAAGGGAACCGACGGGGACACCGGCGACCUUAAGGUACCCGUCGAGGAGCCUGUAAGCGAGGCAAUGAUCCAGGCGGACGGCCCAGAUACGGUCAGCCCUGCUGAACCAGGAGAGUCCAACCAGAGCAAACAAGGGGAGGAACCUGUGGAGAUGGAAGAGGGCAACGGGGAGGGAGAAGUCCCAGGCGUGGACGCAAAGCCACAGACCCAGCGCAGUACAGCGCAGGACUCCUUCGUGGUUAACGCCGGAGGCCUAGUUCAACCCCCCAGGUCUGCCGAGUCGCCCUCGGCCCAGGAAGAGCAGCCCGGGGCAGGGCCCGUGGUGGGCGGCCCCGGCCCGUCUUUGGAGCACCACCAGGACCUGUCGGACAUGAUGCACCUCUCCCUGGACUCCCCGGGGGGGAUGUGUGCGGCGGCCCUCACCCUGAUGUCCCUGGGUCUGCUCUCGGUGCACGUGUCCAUCCCCAAGGAGGUGGUGCUGGUGGACAACACCGUGGUGAAGACCGACGUGGUCAAGAGAUUGACGGCACUCGAGGAAGAGGAUGAAGAGGAUGAUGCUGACGACGGUGAGGGGAAGAAGAGGCUGCCAGGGAAAGCUACAGUCUCGCACACAAGCUACCUCAUGAUGAAGGGAUACUGCUAUCCUGGCAUAGUCCAACUACGUAACCUCAGCACCUGUGACAACAUCGUGGUGGACCCCUGCACCUUGAGGUUCAAGCUCCGCGACACGCCGGCCCAUCAGAUCUUCAGCGCGCAGGACUCCCCGCCCCUGGACCUGACCCGGUGCGGGCCGUCCCUGGUCCCGGCCGUCCUCUCCCGCAGCCUCCGCCUGCCCUCCCGCUCCACCUCCUCCUCCUCCGCGGCGGGGCAGGGCUGGGCCGCCCCGCUGAAGGCCUACUGGGGCUUCUCCCAGCAGGACGCCGAGGCCUGCGGGGCGCUGCGGGCCACCCUGGACCGGGCCGGGGAGGGCGGCCUGGGGGAGGAGGAGCUCCACCGGGACCUCGCCCACCUGGAGCAGCCGCUGGAGGGACGCACCCGCGGCCUGCAGCAGUACAUGCAGGUGCUGGAGGAGGAGUGCCAGGCGGUCCGGGUGGGGGCGCAGGGCGUGCGCUGGGUGCUGGCGGAGCACGCCCGGCCCUGGCUGCUGACGGUGCGCCUGAGGCCGGGGCUCUCGCAGGGCUACACCAAGGGCCGGCUGAGGCCCCGCUGGCAGACCAGGCACAGCAUCCCCUUCAUGCGCAAGAGGGCCCCGGAGGUCGCCGCCACCAUGGUGAUGAGGAUGGAGGAGGAGGACGAGGAUGAGGAAGAGGAGGACGCCGAGCCGCCCAGAAAGAGGGGGCGAGGAGGAAAUGGCAGCGCCAUGGAGGACGGACUCGUAGCUGAGGAGAAGGAGAAGGAGGAGGUGGAGGAGGAGGUGGGGCCAUCCGUGGAGGACGGGAAGACGAGGAAGGGCGGAGAGGAAGGAGAAGUCCGGGAGAACGGGCUCGAGAAGGAGCGUGAGAGAAGCGAUAAUGAGGAGGUCUUAUCCCCGCCGCCCCCCACAGCGCCAUCUGGUGGCGGAGACGAGGAGAUGAGCUACAUCAGCCGGCCCUGGAGGAUGGUGGACGGCAGCAUCAACCGGCUGGCCUGUAAGGGCAUGCUGGAGGGCCUCCUGUACCACGUCAUGGCCCGGCCCGGGAUCACCCAGCACUGCCUGGUGGAGCACUACCAGAACACGCUGCAGCCUAUGGCCGUGCUCGAUCUCAUCCAGGCGCUAAUAGACAUGGGCUGCGUGCGGAGGAAGUCUGUGGUGAGCCGUAAGGCCACGCUGUUCUCCCGCCACGCCGACCCGCCCACAGAACCAGCAGCAGCGACCUCGGGCCCCGGGGCCACGGACACGUGGUUCUACGAGCCCACCAUCAGCUGUGUUCUGCGGCUCGCCCAGGUCCUGCCCAACGAACCCCAUUGGAACCAGUACGUCUGACCUCCAUGUGAUGGUCCUGGAAGGGUGCCUGGUCACCCGUUCAUUGGUGGUUUUAUCAGUAUUUUUGUAUAUGUGUUGAGACCGGUCGCUAAGCUGCUUGUGUCACUGGGUUAAGGGCGGGUUGCCUCCAGUGACUACAAUGGGGAUUACAUUUUUCGGGAUCUUGCGCGGAUGCUAUCAGUCAAAAAGGUUUACACCGAUAGUUUUCUAAAUUUGGAUUCUUUAGAUUUGUGGUUUGUUUUUCUUUUGAUUGUGUUUUAUUUUAAGUUAUUUUUCUGUGUUAAUAAUUCUGUAAAUAAUUGUUUCGGGAUUGUAAAUACAAAUAAAUGAUUUUUUUCAACGUAUUUGUCAAAUGGAGAGAAGUAUAUACUUCUUAACUUUUGUUUUAGUGUUGAAUAUCUUAAAGGUGUAGUAGAUUUAGUGGCUUCUAGCAGGCAAGUUAAACAUUGCAGCAAACUAAAUAUCCCAAUGCCAGCACUCUAGGAAAGCAAACCCGGAAUUAUACACUGAAUUAAACAUUUGAGAAUAUGGGAAUUUGGGAAUAGUGUUUUACAUUUCUGCCAAUUUUUUUCUGCUGGACGCCACUCGAUUCUACACACUGUAUCUUGUCAGUUCUCAACUAUGGUACGCCUACUGCUGAUGGUACAGGUCCUAUAGUAUAGUUAGACGGAUCUGAUAAUCUGUGCUGUUGGCAUGACUGCUUUACCACAGACGGCCACCAUACGUUGUUCAGUGGAUUCUUUGGGAUUGAGGAUAAUUCUGACGCCCUCUACUGGCUGUUACUUGUACACACAAGAUCACUCAUUCCUUGUGAUGUUCCAACCGCAACAAAGCAAUAAUAGCUCUACAAUUUAAGGUCAACGCUCACUCUGAAAUCUUUCAAUGGGCACUUUAUUUUCAUUUGGCAUCACAAAUAAUACAAAAAAAUAACUUAGGAUUCUGUACAAAAUGGAUUACUGAUACAAACUAACACACGUUCUAAAUGUAGUUAGAAACACACUAAGCUACAUCUCUCCCUUGUGAAAUGGACAUUCCUUGUUUAUAUCAUUUUUAAUAUACAAAUUGUAAUGUCUUCCUAGUGAAUAGUUUGACUAAAACAGACAAUCUUAUUCCAAGUAGUCCCGGGUAAUUUAGUAUAUAAUGAAUAAUUAUUACUGGCCUGUAUUCAUUAACACCUCAACAAAGUAGCAGAAUGGAAACUGGCACGAAAGAGUGGACAGUUAGCAUCGAGUUUAGCUGUGAACUAGGGUGUUGUGUUAACAGACUGCAGAAAACAUGCAUCUACUCAUAGACACGCACGUUAGACCAGGUCACGGCAUUUAAAAGUGUUGUUUCACACUGAAUAACAACCAAAAUGUAAUUAUCUAAGUAGGCUCUAGCUUAUUUAUGAUGCUGGAAUCCGUAACAGAUUGCUAUGUUCUGCGUAUUGGUUUGUGUUGUGAUAAUUAUUGUUGAACAAACCAUGCAGAGAAAUGUCUCAUGCUUGGAAAAAAUACCCUGUUUGUGUUGAAUUUCAUACAAUUUAGUUAUACAGGCAAGGUGUGUGAGAGGACAGAACUAUAAAUAUAUUCUAGAUAACAUUGACAACAAAAUGGGGAGAAAAUUAUUACCACAUGUUGUAUUAUUAUCGUUCAUUUUCACUCUGACAUUCACCACCUUCCACCCAAUACAAUCACAUUCAGCACGUGAUCAUCAAAGAUAAUCUUGCAUGAGUCCAGUUUUACUUCCAGUAUUUACAUUAAGUGGUUUAU
Molecule: messenger RNA, 9363 nt
Organism: Gadus chalcogrammus (walleye pollock)
Lineage: Eukaryota; Metazoa; Chordata; Actinopteri; Gadiformes; Gadidae
Product: general transcription factor 3C polypeptide 1
Exons: 40
Coding region: 248-7612 (2454 amino acids)
Biological process (GO): transcription initiation at RNA polymerase III promoter; 5S class rRNA transcription by RNA polymerase III
Cellular component (GO): transcription factor TFIIIC complex
Molecular function (GO): DNA binding
Source: RefSeq, a predicted model, not a curated record